This is a messenger RNA of Kuraishia capsulata CBS 1993, 1830 nucleotides long. RefSeq lists its product as uncharacterized. The record is from RefSeq and is a predicted model, not a curated record. Bases 1 to 1830 code for a protein of 609 amino acids. NCBI's taxonomy places the organism in Eukaryota, Fungi, Ascomycota, Pichiomycetes, Pichiales, Pichiaceae. The transcript has a single exon.
AUGUCUUUUCCUCGCAAAACACUUGCAGAAACAGACAAUUCUAGACUCAAUGCAUUAAUGUCACAAAGCCAGCCACGACAGCCAUCCAAGAUACCGCGAACGAGAUCUACAAUCAGGCCGACUUCCAGCAAUGCGCCUUCGAACCACAAGAACCAUACUUCCAGUACUUUUGAUGUGAACCAGGUGUUGAACCAGUUUGAAGGAAUGCGUCGACUCGAUGAGGAAGAGUCGGAAAAAGAGCUGAUUAGGUUGGACUCACAAAUAGCAGAGCUACAUGCCCAAAUAGAAAGGGCAGAAUUUGAGGAAUCAGAGCAUCAUCGUCAUUUGAAUAAUUACAUCAGGGAGACUGAAGCUCUUGAGAAACGGUUGAAGGAAUUGGAUGAAACAAUUGGACGAAACAAGCUCAAAUUUGACAACGAUUUGAAGCACUUUGAGGUGAAGUACGCAUUGAAACUAGAAGAGCAUUCUUUGGAACUAAAGAAGGUUUAUGACUCGACAAUUGAAGAAUUCGAGGGAAUGUUGAAGGAUGGAGAUAGCGAGAUUGAAGAGAGAGAUCAUCUGAGUAAAGUUGCGGAUCUCAAAUUGCAGAUAUCUGGGUUGCAGCGGGAACUGCUGGAAAAAAAGAGCGAAAUAACUAGCAAGCUUCAGGAAGAGAGGGAAAAGAAAGACACUGUCUUGGACUCGAAACUGGCAAAUGUCAGAGAAAUGUCUGUUGAGCCGAGGUCUCAGCUGAAGGCCUUGAAAUCAGAGUUAUUGUCUGUGGAAAAGAAGAUUGCAAGCUGCGAAGCAGAUGUCAUGCAUCAACAGCUCAAACAGCAGGGUUUGGUAAACAAAAUGAAGAACUCUCGACCUGAUGAAGGGACGGUCGAACAGAAGAUCGCGAAGCUUGAUUCUAAAAAACACAAGUUAGAGGAGGAUAUCGACCAGAGGCGAGAACUUCUGCUGGAUUCCAGCAAGCUGGAGAAAGAAAAGCGCGUUUGUUACGAGACGCGAAAGGCCAAUCUUGAACACGAACAAAACCACGUGAGAAAGAUAGAACAUCAAAUCUACGAGCAUUCAAAAACCCUUCGAGUUUUUGCGCGAGUGGUUGGAAAAUCCAAGUUCUUCAAGACGUCGAUAAGAGUACCAUACACUGAAAUCGAGCACGCUGCAGGAACGCGUGAAAUUUUGACCUUUGAGAAGGUUUUUCGAUGCAGCGAGACUGGGCUGGAACAUUUGCCAGAACUUCGGCUGCUUGUCCGCGAAUGCCUUGGAAAUUGUUCAGUGUCUGUUAUUGAAGUUGGAACGGCACUUCCCGAUCUCCCAACCAUGAUGAAGGCGAUGGAGUACUACUACGAUACAUUGAGCGGUCAGGACAGGGAUAUUUCGUUUUUCAGAUAUAGUUUCAGCCCAGAAGGACAAUUUAUAGACGUCUCUACAGGGAAGGUUUGUUCUGGUCCGAUUAACUCAGAUGGAAAGUUCGAUGUCUCCUCGGUGAAAAGUACGCAAAUCAAUUCAAAAACCGCUCUGAAUGAAGUUAUCUCCAAUAUGGAAGCGUUUGAGAAUCAGUCUUCACUUUUCGGGAUGUUUGUUCACUCAGGAUAUCAGCUGUCGAUGUUCGUUCAAUUGAAGUUGGUCCUACAGGACGCUUCACAAUUCACACCCUUGACAAAAGCAAUGGACAGCCUUUCCAAGCUUGUGGCAGCACUAUACGAAAACACAAAGACUCAAACAGUUGUCUCUGUUGAUGAUUCUGGUGAUGAUGCGGAGUUCGAGUGGUUGAAAACAGUUAGUCAAUUGCGGUUGAAAGAUUCAGUUGGCUCAAAGACUGCUAGUGAGUUUUUGGUGUAA